UGCUCUGCAUUAUGUGCUGCUCGGCCCUGGCUUUUUUUACUGCCACAUUUGUCUGCUUGCAAAACUGCCGGCCAGGUCCUGCCCCAUUUCUCCGGGCGGCCUGGGUGUUUUCAGUUAUUCUUGGACUGGGCCAAAGUGAAAACAAUAGAUGUGCGUCUUCGAACGCAGCGUCCUGCACCCGGUGCCUCGCCCUGGAUCCGCAGUGUGGAUGGUGUGCUCAAGAGGAUUUCAUUUCAGGUGGAUCAAGGAGUGAACGCUGUGAUAUUGUUUCCAAUUUAAUAAGCAAAGGAUGUUCAAUUGAUUCAAUAGAAUACCCUUCUGUGCAUGUAAUGCCAAGUGAAAAUGAAAUUAAUACCCAGGUGACACCAGGAGAAGUGUUGGUCCAGCUGCGUCCAGGAGCUGAAGCUAAUUUUAUGCUGAAAAUUCAUCCCCUGAAGAAAUAUCCUGUGGAUCUUUAUUAUCUGGUUGAUGUCUCAGCAUCAAUGCACAAUAAUAUUGAAAAAUUAAAUUCCGUUGGAAAUGAUUUAUCCAGGAAAAUGGCAUUUUUCUCCCGAGACUUCCGUCUUGGGUUUGGCUCGUACGUUGACAAAACAGUUUCACCGUACAUCAGCAUCCACCCAGAAAGGAUUCAUAAUCAAUGCAGUGACUACAACUUAGACUGCAUGCCUCCCCACGGGUACAUCCACGUGCUGUCUUUGACGGAGAACGUCACUGAGUUUGAAAAAGCGGUUCAUAGACAGAAGAUCUCUGGAAAUAUAGAUACACCUGAAGGAGGUUUUGAUGCGAUGCUCCAGGCUGCUGUCUGUGAGAGUCAUAUUGGAUGGAGAAAAGAAGCUAAAAGAUUGCUGCUGGUGAUGACAGAUCAGACAUCUCAUCUUGCUCUCGACAGCAAAUUGGCAGGCAUAGUGGUGCCAAAUGACGGAAACUGCCACCUGAAGAACAAUGUCUACGUCAGGUCAACAAGCAUGGAACAUCCCUCACUAGGCCAACUCUCGGAAAAGUUAAUAGACAACAACAUUAAUGUCAUCUUUGCAGUUCAAGGAAAACAGUUUCAUUGGUAUAAGGACCUUCUACCCCUCUUGCCUGGCACCAUUGCUGGUGAAAUAGAAUCAAAGGCUGCAAACCUCAAUAAUUUGGUAGUAGAAGCCUAUCAGAAACUUAUUUCAGAAGUCAAAGUGCAAGUGGAAAACCAGGUGAAAGGCAUCCAUGUAAACAUUACUGCCAUCUGUCCAGAUGGGACCCGGAGGCCAGGCGCAGAAGGAUGUGGCAAUGUGACAAGCAACGACGAAGUUCUUUUCAAUGUAACAGUUACAAUGAAAAAAUGUGAUGUCACAGGAGGAAAAAGCUAUGCCAUCAUCAAACCUAUUGGUUUCAAUGAAACCACUAAAAUUCACAUACACAGAAACUGCAGCUGUCAGUGUGAUGACAGCCGAGGACCUAAAAGGAAGUGUGUAGAUGAAACUUUUCUCGAUUCCAAGUGUUUCCAGUGUGAAGAGAAUAAAUGUCACUUUGAUGAAGAUCAAUUUCCUUCAGAGAGCUGCAAGUCACACGAGGAUCAACCUGUUUGCAGCGGUCGAGGAGUGUGUAUUUGUGGGAAAUGCUUGUGUCACAAAAUUAAGCUUGGGAAAGUAUAUGGAAAAUACUGUGAAAAGGAUGACUUUUCUUGUCCAUAUCACCAUGGAAAGCUGUGUGCUGGGCAUGGAGAGUGCGAAGUGGGCAGAUGCCAGUGCUUCAGUGGCUGGGAAGGAGACCGGUGCCAGUGCCCAUCAGCAUCAGCCCAGCACUGCAUCAACCCAAAGGGCCAAGUGUGCAGUGGCAGAGGCACAUGUGUAUGCGGCAGGUGCGAGUGCACCGACCCCAGGAGCAUCGGCCGCUUCUGUGAACACUGCCCCACGUGUCCCACAGCCUGCAAUGAAAACUGGAAUUGCAUGCAAUGCCUUCACCCCCACAACCUGUCUCAAGCAAUACUUGAUCGGUGUAAAUCCUCAUGUGCUUUCAUGGAACAUUAUAUGGACCAAACAUCAGAAUGCUUCUCUAGCCCAAGCUACUUGAGGAUAUUUUUCAUCAUUUUCAUAGUUACAUUCUUGAUUGGGUUGCUUAAAGUCCUUAUCAUUAGACAGGUGAUAUUGCAGUGGAACAGUAACAAAAUAAAGUCCUCGGCAGAUUACAGGGUGUCGGCCUCAAAAAAGGACAAGUUGAUUCUGCAAAGUGUUUGCACAAGAGCAGUAACCUACCGACGUGAGAAACCUGAAGAAAUAAAAAUGGAUAUCAGCAAAUUAAAUGCUCAUGAAACUUUCAGGUGCAACUUCUAAAAAAGAUAAAAAAGUACUUUACAGGAAACUGGAUUUUUAAUAAUUGCUCCUAAAAAUUAUAGUUGUAGAAGUCACAGGAGGAGACAAAUUGUUCUAGAUCGUGCUAGUUGCUGGUUUUCACUCGAAUGAAGACUGACAAGCAUCCUCAUCGUCAUGUGACUCACAUCGCUGCUGACUUUUUCCGAGAAACAUGUGUCUUACUACUGUUUGAGACUAGUGUCAUUGUAGCACUUUACUGUAAUAUAUAACUUAUUUAGAUCAGCAUAGAAUGUAGAUCAUCUGAAGAGCACUGAUUACACUUUACAGGUACCUGCCGUUCCUACGCUUCCCAGAGAGACACAAUGCUGUCGAGAGUUUUGGCAUCGUGUCACUGCAAGGGUACAGUGAUCCCUGCACAGAACGUGCAAAUGAAAAAAAAAAAUAAGGCAAUUAUACUAAUGUUGCCAAACACUUCAACAUUUGGCAGUGAACAGACAAGAAUAGCUAGAUGAAUAAAUGGUUAGUGUUUCACUCUUUCAGGAGCUGAACAGGUGAAACCUUCAUCUUGAGGGAUAUUGCUUUUGAAACUGUGUCGUUUUAUUCAUGUGUGUUUCUUUUCUUUUCUUUUCUUUUUUUUUUUUACAAAAUGGAUACUAAUUCCAACAUUCUCUCCUCUUUGCUUUUAUAGUUUGGUUUUCUUUCUUACAGGAUAAGUUUAUAUAUGUCACAGAUGACUGGAUUAAAUAAGUGCUAAAUUACUACUGCCAUAAAAACGUAUUAGUACAAUGUCACUUUAUUAGAAUACUGGUUUUAAAAGCUGAAUGUUUAAUAAGGGACACUGUAAAGUAACAUCAAAACCUGAACAGCUUCGUUGUUUGCAGAUGUGGAGUUUUAUUUCUUACCUGGUCAACUGGAUGGACUGUUUCACCAUUUCAUUUGUCUCAUCAUCAGGUUAAAAUGCACAAGAUACUUAGAAACUCUGCCUCAAGCAAACUGCCACACUUUUGACUGAGCUUUCUCAGAUAUUUACUCCAAGUAGAUGUCAGCAUUUUCAAAUUAAAUGCUAUAUUAAGCUAUAUUAUUUUUGCCUUUCGAUGAAGCCUAUGGACAUGCUUCCCCUGUAUCACCUCAACUUCACUGCCAGAAUUCUAAAGUAUGUGAUUGGAGGAAGACAGACAACAUCUUAGAAAUAAGAUCAUUCAUCCUUUUAGUUAGUCAGGCAAUCAAGGCUCAGAAGGUUUAAACGAUUUCUCAAAAGCCAUCCCCGCCAUUACGUGGCAGCAUUCAAAGGAAACUUCUCUUAUUGCCAGGCUAGUGUUUAUUGCACAAUAUCAUGCUACCUCGUGAGUCUUUAAAAUAUCUAAUUGGCAAAUGUCUUUAAAUGUGAUUUACUGAAGUCUUAAGUAUAUGGGCAUAAGAAAAUGUCAAAGCAAAGCAGAAAAGAGUCAUUCAAACUGAACGGGCCAUGACUGGCUUCCAAUCUUUCCUGCUAAUCAGCUUCUAAGCACUAACUACAGGGAAAUCCGUUCCCGCCUUAGCCUGUGCAGAGUUCAAGCUGGGAGACGGACACAGAGAUCGUGAGCUUUCAUCCGCCGCAGUGGAAACUUCUUCACAAUUACCGCAGCCCACAGGCUCAGUCCACCUGUCCUGUGAGUAGUACUGAGCUUUGCCUCCGACAACCAUGUCUUCUUAUAGUUAUUAACAGUUCAGCACUUGAAUUAAUCAAAGUGCAUUUCAAUGAAGACUAACUCCCCACCCCAUAUUCUACCCUGAAGAGCAUUUUAAAACAUAUAAUAAGUUGUUCUGGAGCCAACAAACACAGCAGCUCCAUUAGCUGUCCCCUCCAGCCAAGCAAUUAUGACUCUAAGUUAAACUGUAUUUCCUUCCCCAAAUGAGAGACUGGGGACACUGACAUAAUUCAGUACUGUGACUCACUUGUGUAAGACACCCUUGACCACUAAGGAUAACGUAAAAAUCGUAUUUUGCUAUCUGCCUCACACACAGCAUCCUUUUAAAAAGGAAAAUAAAUGGAUACCUGACAGACCCCCGAAAGGAAAAAGUGGGGAAAAUCCAUUAAUUAAAAUGCUGACAACUUAGAAAUGAACAUUAUGAUGUUCAUAAAACAAUUUUCAUGUGGAAUGAAGUAUCUAUCCAAAAAAGCAAAAUAAAAUGAAACCCUUAAACAUCUAGGGUUUAUAUUUUUUACACUCUCACUGGUUUGCACUAAUUUGUAAUGAACCGAGGCUGUCAUCACAGGAAAGGACAAACCUCCUGAUGGGCAGUUCAACGCUGGAUGAUGACUGAAGUUAUGCUUGCUAUGUGCUUUCCUGUUUUACUUAAGGAUCUAAUUCUUAAAGAUUUUAGAGCUUCUAUUGUACUUGAAUAAUCAGUAUGUUCCUAUGUAGUGGUUUGUGAGAAGAGAAUUAAUAUUUGACUAGUUAGAAUUAAUUAAAAGGUAAGGGAAAACAGGGUAUUAUUAGAUUAAAUAGUAUCUGUAAAUAGAGGCUAUUUUCAAUGUGUCCACAGGAGCCUUUUCAGAUUCACUGAUAUUAAACACAAGUCAUGAAUUUUAAAUGGUUAACAACGUUAAUAACUUGAACACUUUUGGUACGACAGCACUUCUGCACCCAUAAGUAUGCAAUGACUUAGAAAUGUGCCAUCCAUACACUACAAUAUAAUUGCAUGCCUUUUAUUUCUCUAGGGCAUCUUUACACUGCAGUGCACAUGGACUUAUAAGCAUUUGAUAUCUUUUACAAAAUUUGUUAAUAUUUAUGAUUUCAUAUUCUCUGCAAGACUCAGAAAUUCGCUAAAAACCUGAUUAUAUCUUAAAUGUUCAAUGUAGCUUAGAUAAUAAAGAUUUUAAAAACUUGAAUUCAAAAAUAGAUUUUUUUCUACAGAUUUUUCAAACAUCAAAAUUAAAAUUAGUGUAUGUAUCAGAUGCAAUACUUCACUAAGGAAUAAAUUCCAAAUAUUUCCUAAUAUAUACUCAAUCUCCAUUGGACAUAUUCUUAUGUAUAACAACAGGCAUCCAUGAGACACCAAAACAUUUUUAUGAAGAACUAUGAAAUUUUUUCUCCGUAGAAUAUACUCCUCCAGGUACCUGAUAUAGCAAAUUAAACUCAGUGGCUUUUACUUCCAUUCCUUACUCCUGUUUUUUUCUACUCAGUUUUCCUAAGGGAUUACACUAAAACUUGAAACUCAAUAAGCCUAAUUGUGGAAAAAUAAGAAAUGUAAUGGUAUAGUAAAGUUCUUCAUUUCCAAACAUCUCUUAAUGAUUUUAAAACUCAUUUGAAUCUAUACACCUGAACAAAGACAGAUCCAUUAAAAUUUUUAAAUUUUCACAAUUGUUAGAGAUCCAGUUUUAAAGGAUUCAAGACAUUAUUUUAGUAACAGUUUCAAGUGAAAUACAUACAGCUACUUGGGAGUUCAAGCAUGUGCAUAUUGUAUUGCUUUAUUUGCUCUUAACAUUUAUUUUAUGAUGGUCCUUAUCAAUAUUGACCUUUAAAAAUCCAUUUCAUGAAAUGCAAAUUGAAAUGUAUUUCUUGUCAAAGAAAUGUAGAACUAGCUUUCAGAUCAUUUCCCUUUUCUUUAAUAAUUCCUCUAUGGGCAACUGAUUAUAUGUUCAUGUUUCAUUGAUUCUGAGAAAACUCCCUUUUCGAUAGAACAUCUCUGAAAUUGUGCUGUAUCUUGCAAUUGUUGGUGUGUUAGAUACAGUGUUGGAAGUUGUGCUUAAAUAAAUAUUACACUAAUUAAUUUUUAACUAAAUGUUCAUAGACAUAGGGACAUUCCUUUCUUACAAAUAUUUGAGAAGUCAUUUAUGAUAACAUAUGAGCCAGUUUUCAGUACAACUGAAUCACAUAUGAUUCAACAUGGAGCCUGAUUAUGAGCUCAUGCCCUACAGACCUUAUGUUAUGAAAGCUUUUGGCCUCCUAUUUAUGCUAGUGGAUAUGAUUUCUGCAAACCCUACCUUAACUGACAAGAAUGAGUUUUGUUGACAAUUUUUUAUUCUUUCUAUUCCUUUGUAAAGAAUACUUUUGUAUUAUGAUCUUGCUGUUAAACAGAAUUGAGUGGAAGAAUACUACAUGGAAACAUCAUAAUUAGAUUUUGCAGCAUCUUGCACGUGUUACUUCAGUGACAGGAGAAAAUAUGAUACAACCAUCAAUGCUGUUGGAAAAAGUACUUUCUCUUUGAGCCCUUCUACUUUUUUAUUCUUCCUUAACAUGUCUGUUCUUUUGAUUGAUUUUUCUUCUUUGGCUUUGCUUAAUUUACCUACAAGUCCAUGUAAUAAGUUUCAUAAAACUGCAUAUUUAAGUUAUUUUAAUUAUAUGAAGCAAUCGUUCAGCUAUCUGGGCAGCUGUUAAUGAAAUACCUGAGAGUAACAACACUACUCUUUUAUCUACCUGAAAUUCCCUCCUGCAUAAAACUUAUCUUUGUAAGCUAACUCUAUUAAUCACGUUUCUAACCUCUAUAACCUACUUCAGUUAAAGUAUUUAACCCAACAGUUAAAAAAAUAAAAAACUGCAGUCACCAAGGAAGGAAAAUGUGAUUUAUAGAAAGAACUUUUACUAACUUUACACUGUACACAGAUAAAUGUGAUUUUGACAAGAAUUCCACACAGUGACAAGUAUGGUACAUAAAUUUUAUUAAGAAUAUUGAAUAUAAAGUAUUUUAAUUCUAAAUUAUAAUAAAGUAUAAAUGUGCACAUAUUAAUAUAGCAAUUCAUUUUGUGUCUAUUUAACAUAACUUUAAAAUAAUUUUACAUUUACCAGCUACUUCAUUUUUAAACCUCUGAAAAAAUGUUUAGAAAUGUUUUUAAAUUAUCAGUAAUAUAACCUUAUUUGUUUCAUUUAACAAGUUUUGCCUUUGUAAAAAUUUUUUAACAUAGUGUGUAUUUUUAAGUUAAAAUAUUUGAAUAUAAGAUAGCUCUAAGAAACAAAUUCUCAUUAAACAAGUGUCUUGUUAUUUCUGGGUUUGAAUUAUACAUAGAAUUAAACCUCCUUAAAGGACACAGAAGAUUGGGGGGUAUGAUGAUUUCAUAUAAUAUACUACAAAACUGUUCAAAUAAUUCUGACUGACUACUAACUGCUGUAUUAUGUAUUUAUUAAAGAGCUGAUGCUGUAGUUGUGAGAUGUCUAUUUUUCUAAUGGAGCUUAUAAUAGUUAUGACAAGGCAUUUAAUUAAUGCAUCAUUCUGUUUAAAAGUAGGUGUUAAUCACUAUAAAAUUUUGUUUUAAAAUAAAAACGCAAAAAUCUAA
This is a messenger RNA of Phyllostomus hastatus (greater spear-nosed bat), 7545 nucleotides long. RefSeq names its product integrin subunit beta 8 (gene ITGB8). Gene Ontology annotation, cellular component: focal adhesion; integrin complex; cell surface. Gene Ontology annotation, biological process: cell migration; integrin-mediated signaling pathway; cell adhesion mediated by integrin. The coding region runs from base 12 to 2312 and encodes 766 amino acids. The record is from RefSeq and is a predicted model, not a curated record. Lineage: Eukaryota; Metazoa; Chordata; Mammalia; Chiroptera; Phyllostomidae. Gene Ontology annotation, molecular function: integrin binding. The transcript has 14 exons.